ACGAGUGAACGACGUGACCCAGAGUCAGUAGGGUCUUAUCCCCGAUCCCUCCAUCGAUCUCAAUGCAACAUCGACAGACUGUCUCGCUUGGUUGUUUUUCUGUUUCGUCUAUUCCUUGAUUGAUUGACCGAUUUGAUAAACUCAUAUACCAUGGCUACCGACCCAGACGGCGACUCCCAAAUGGCCUCCUCGCCUGAAUCCUCCCACGGCCUCUCCGAAGAUUCCCAUCCAGGAACCCGCACUCCAACCAACAAGCUCACCAACCCGCGUCCUCCUCCCUUCGGCGGCUCAGAACUCUCCCCGCCCGGCUCACAAACGCAAACCGCUACUCUGAACUCGCAGGGACAGAUGUCCUUCAACCCAAGCCUAAUUGACUCCCCGCUCGCGACGCAGACAACUCAACAGGUACAACAGCAGCAACAACAGGGAGAGCAGAUGGAUGCGCCGGGCGCGUCAUGGAUGAAUAAAAGGGCGGAGGAGGAGUAUCAGCGCGCGUUGGAGUAUGUGGUUGAUCAGGAGUUCAAUCUGGAUGAAUUCGGGGAUCCGUUUGAUGAGAGGGAUGUCGAGGAGAAGCUGUUUUGAGGGUGGAUCUUGCAUUGUGUGGGUAUAGCGGUGGUGUUUGGGGAGUUGGUGGUUUCUUCUUACUUUUAUUUCUGUGCUUUGGGGAUUGAGGGUGUAUGCAUGAGCUAUGAGCAUGAGAUAUGAGUUUAUUGCAUCUGGAUUGCUAUUCCUUUCGGUUAUUAUAGAGGAGGGAUGAUAAUUGAGACGGAUAGUCAAGAUAGCAUUUGGACUGGGUGCCUUGAACCAGGUUCAAGCCUAUGGGUCUGUAGUAUGUUCUGAUGAAUAGGAUUUGCAAGGCCUUUCGUCACUGUAAGGUUGUUGAAUCCUUCUGCCAUCCUCCAGCACCGACUUUCUUCAGCCCUAAUCAGUG
Aspergillus welwitschiae is the source of this 931-nucleotide messenger RNA. RefSeq lists its product as uncharacterized. NCBI's taxonomy places the organism in Eukaryota, Fungi, Ascomycota, Eurotiomycetes, Eurotiales, Aspergillaceae. The coding region runs from base 151 to 582 and encodes 143 amino acids. The record is from RefSeq and is a predicted model, not a curated record. The transcript has 4 exons.